AACGUAAUUAUAACUAGAGCGACAUGACUUUGACGAUGGAUAAGAAGAAGGCGGAGGAGGGAGGCGAGAAUCGACCAAGGAUCGAGACCUUCGACGACAUACUGCCGUAUAUUGGUGAAGCCGGCAGGUAUCAGUGGUUCCUCUUCGUCAUCCUACUGCCCUUUACCUUCGUCUACGCCUUCCUGUACUUCGCCCAGUUCUUCAUUACCCUAAUACCGGAGGAAUAUUGGUGCACGGUGCCCGAGUUCGCCAAUACCAAUCUCACGGACUUCGAGAAGAUAGCACUGUCGGUGCCACCAAUACCAAAAGAAGAGAAAAGCAGCGAGAGCCACACGGCCUACUCGAGAUGCACCAUGUACAUAACAAAUUAUACGCAAGUCCUGCAAUCGGGUCGCAAGACGGCUGAUGCCGACUGGGCGAUUGGACAUUGUCAGCAUGGCUGGACCUUCAAUCAGACCAACAUUCCUUAUCUCUCAAUUGCCGCUGAGCUCGAGUGGGUGUGCGACCGGGCAUACCUAGGGACGGCGGCCCAAUCGGCCUUCUUCGUCGGCAGCAUCGUCGGUGGCCUCAUAUUCGGCUACAUAGCCGAUCAUUACGGUCGACUUCCCGCCCUCAUUGCUUGCAAUAGCGUCGGCUUCUUCGCCUCCAUCGCAACCGCCUUCUGCAACAGCUUCUGGACAUUCGCCCUCGCUCGAUUUAUCGUCGGCACAUCGUUCGAUAACUGCUUCAAUAUCAUCUUCAUCAUCGUAAUCGAAUACGUGGGGCCAAAGUACAGAACCCUAAUGGCGAAUAUGUCCUUCGGAAUAUAUUUUGCGUUCGCCGCCAGCAUAUUGCCUUGGAUCGCCUAUUGGACAGCGAAUUGGAAAAUUUUGAGCGUCAUCAGUGCGCUUCCCCUCGUAGUCGCUUUCAUCACCCCGUGGAUUGUUCCCGAGAGUGCCAGAUGGUAUAUAACAAACGGCCGCGUGGACAAAGCCGUGGAGAUGCUGAAGAGGUUCGAGAAAGUUAACAAGAAGACCGUCGAGCCCGAAGUUUACGAGGAAUUCGAGAAGAGCUGCAACACAAUGAUCAGCAAGGACAAGUCCCACAACAACUACACGGUUCUCGACUUGUUCAAAUUGCCGAGGCUCGGGCGUAUCACAGUCGUCCUCAUCAUUUACUGGCUACUCAUUAUCCUAGUAUUCGACGGGCACGUGUGGAAUAUGAAGCUAUUACAUCCGGACGUGUUUACGUCGUUCUCGUUGGCCUCGAUAACCGAACUGCCCGCGGCCAUAAUCCUAGCUCUCUUCCUGGACAGAUGGGGUCGACGUUGGAUGGGCUUCUUCUCCAUGAUCAUCUGCGGCAUCUUCUCUCUCGCCGCGCUCGCCUUGCCCAAAGGUGCACCGGCAAUGUCCAUGGCGAUCCUCGCUCGCCUUGGCGUCAACAUCGCCGCCAACAUUGGCUUCCAGUAUGCCGCGGAAAUGCUGCCGACGGUCGUGCGCGCCCAGGGCGUGUCACUCAUCCACAUUAUCGGCUACUUCGCCCACAUUAUCGGGCCUUACGUUGUGUACUUGGCAAAGGCUCAUGAGUCGCUGCCUCUCAUAGUCCUUGGCAGUCUAUCCAUUAUCGACGCCUCGCUCACGCUUACUUUACCGGAAACAUUGGACCAGGAACUUCCCGAGACGCUCGACGAGGGCAACGAGUUUGGCCGGGAGCAGAGCUUCUGGUGGAUUCCCUGUGUAAAAACAUCACCAGAGAAGAAGAAGAAAUACAGAAGGAAGCUCGGCGCCACGAAUGCCGGCUUCAAUCCCGGUAGCUUACAGAGGAUCGAGUCGACGAGAUUAUAACAAAAAAUAUGUCCUGUCUGUAACAUAUGCAUUCGACGCGUAUAUGCAGCUCUGCGAAUAUUCUCAGCUAAUGCAAACAUGCAUCGGCGGAUCCUCGAAAUCUCCUUCUUUCAAAAGUGGGAUAUAAAAUAUGAAGGAACAUUGAAGCGAGUGCAGUGGCACUCGGCUAUAUUUUUCUCGUAUGAGUUGUGAGUUACAAAUUCACGUAUGAUUCGUGUUCUCGCAUUUAUAUACGAGGAAAUUUUACGUAAGAACGGUAUGAAAAAGACAAGAGUGUCGAAUUUUUAAAGUUAUAACCAAAGGAUAGGAGGAAACGGUAUUAAAUAAUCGAUAAUGAAAUUAACAACACUAGUGAAAGAGACCAACAGGAUAUGAAAAAUAA
This is a messenger RNA of Ceratosolen solmsi marchali, 2205 nucleotides long. RefSeq names its product solute carrier family 22 member 3. Gene Ontology annotation, cellular component: membrane. The transcript is spliced from 9 exons. Gene Ontology annotation, biological process: transmembrane transport. Lineage: Eukaryota; Metazoa; Arthropoda; Insecta; Hymenoptera; Agaonidae. Bases 24 to 1823 code for a protein of 599 amino acids. The record is from RefSeq and is a predicted model, not a curated record. Gene Ontology annotation, molecular function: transmembrane transporter activity.